Messenger RNA from Lachnellula hyalina, 1221 nucleotides. RefSeq lists its product as uncharacterized. The coding region runs from base 1 to 1221 and encodes 406 amino acids. The record is from RefSeq and is a predicted model, not a curated record. The transcript has 3 exons. Lineage: Eukaryota; Fungi; Ascomycota; Leotiomycetes; Helotiales; Lachnaceae.
AUGGCCAACCCAUCGUCUGAGGCUUCUAACAGCCUUCCUACCCCAAACCCUUAUUCUGGGUAUAAGUGGACUUACUUCACAUCUCUGGAUGGCCCACUUCGCUCACGAGCUGAGCGGUUUCUCACAACAGUAGACUGGCCUGCGCUUCUAGCUUACGCAGCCGAGAGUCGGAAUGAAAUUGCUGCCGUCCUCCUUUCUGAUAUUGGUCUCGGUUACAAUCAUAUGGUUCGAAUCCUUGAAUUUGGAGAUGGGAAGCGAUUGGUGGCCCGACUACGCAUGCCUCCUCUUCAUGACAAAAUUGUCAGCGAUGACAUUGUGGCAACAAUAAUAAAUUGCGAAAUGAACGCAAUGUUUCUUGUGCGCCAGAAAACCGACGUCCCUGUUCCCCAGAUCCACGCUUUCGAGACAACAAGCCACAACGCCGUAAAGGCGCCAUUUACAUUGAUGGAUUGCUUGGAUGGCAAUGUAGGGAUGGAUUUAGGUAUGCAGGUACCAGUAAAGCAUCAGAAACCCCUUUUCAAGAGUCUAGCAAAGAUACAUGUCCAGCUUUCGGCAGUACAACUUCCUAAGAUCGGCACUAUUGUCUCUAUCAAUGAAGAUGGUACUUACCAGCAAGGCCCAAUACCAGGGAUCGGGGGCCCAUUCGAUACUGCCACUGAAUUUUUCAAAGCAUGGGCAGCUAACACUGAAUUCGGUAUGCCUGAAGAGAAAUUACGAGCAGCAUCGGGCCCAUACGCAGAGGAGAUUUUACCCUCUGUCUCGUUGUUUACCAAGUCCAUCACUAAGAUAGCCGAAAGACUGUCCGUUCGAGACAAGGGCCCAUUUCCCCUCUGCCACGGAGACUUCGGCCAUAACAAUAUCAUUGUUGAUGAUGAGUAUCGCAUCCUCGGAGUAAUUGACUGGGAAGGAGCAUUCGCUGGACCGUGGGAGCUAUUUGGCGACUUCCCCUUAACACUCCAAGUGAUCCCACCUGCCAUGGAUUUACCAUCUAAUUAUGGAGAGGAUGGCAUUCCUGAGGAUGACAGCUUGAAACAAAAAUUCACCGACCAGAAAGAAUAUGUGAGGGUUAUACGAGAUGAGCCGGAAAGCCUCGGGGCUCAUGUACUGCUGUCGGAGAUAAUAGGGAACUUCAAAAGGCAGCAGUUGAUAACUGCGAUGAGAUUGUAUCAAGACGGAAAGGUCGGAUGGUACUCUAAGCUGAUCGAUCAAUUUUCUACCUAA